Messenger RNA from Tribolium castaneum (red flour beetle), 2098 nucleotides. RefSeq lists its product as uncharacterized. Lineage: Eukaryota; Metazoa; Arthropoda; Insecta; Coleoptera; Tenebrionidae. Bases 288 to 1850 code for a protein of 520 amino acids. The transcript has 3 exons. The record is from RefSeq and is a predicted model, not a curated record.
GGGAAAUGUGCCCAACAUUUUGACAUUUCUGACAGAUAAUCAACACAUUUUAUAACUUGACAAACUUCAAACUGUUCUUUGUUGUUAGAACAUGAAUAAUGUAAUUAUUUUACUUAUUUGUGUCGCAUUAUACGAUAAAAUGUCAUCUCUAGUUAGUAAAUCCCCGAUUCACUAACCCCAAAAAUAGUAAAAUAAUAUGAGUAAGAGGUAAUUGUCUUGUGCUCAGUGACCCGUAUGUUUUUGUGUCAACACCAGUGAAUGAGUCAGUUAAAUAUUUACUUCCGACCAUGUCUGAAGCAAAAGUUCGCGACAACGAGGCACUGCCAAAGGGCCGAGUCACCGAAGUGUGCCAGGAAUGGAUGGUGCGUGAAGAUGGGGCCCUGGCAUACCGCCUCCAGAACCAGGAGAUCACCGAACACCUCUCAGGUAACAAAUAUCGCAAUGCCCUAGUCCGCGAAGACUUCCCUCGGGCCAAAAGCGAGCAACUCAGAGAACAGCAGCUGGCCGAACAGACGGCCCUAAUUUACCAGCGGAUGUUGGCCGAACAAGAGGAGCAAGACAAUCAAGUGGCUAAGCAGCUCGCAGAGGAGCUGGAGCGAGAAGAACGCCAAAAACGUAGAUUUAUCGAAAUUCAGGACCAAAACGUUGCCCGACAGCUUUUGCACAGGGAGCGAGUCAGUGUUGAAAGACACGCACUUUCGCCCCAGAGGCCUCCGCCCCCUAGGAACUACGACCAGAAUUUGUCGCCCCAUCGGCCCAAUUCCGCCAAUUAUCAGGCGAACUUGCCGAGAAGACAGGCCAAGCCUAUGCCUCUGCCUUCGGAUUUGUACACGGAGCCCUAUCGCACACCUGAGGCUUUAACCUCACAGUUGGAGCGAAUCGACAUCGCUGAAGUGGGGCUCCCUCUAGACGAACUAACCGAACGUCAAAUUCAAGAAGAGCGCGACGCUGAAUUGGCCCGAAAAUUGCAGGAACAAGAAGGCAGUUUGGAAGACACUUUGCUAAAUCGCGAUCGAAUGCUCGCAAUCGAAGCGCAGGACAAAGAACUGGCAAAGAUGUUGCAGGAAAGGGAGAGGAGCAAAGCCCGAAGGGCGCGGGAAAGGGCUAAACAGAAAGCCCUUGCUAAAAAACAGCUCGAAUCUCAACAGUCCACUGCCAAUCAAAUCAUGCCAGACGAUGCGUAUUCGUAUCCAGCUGACAUGAUCCCGCCUAGAGCCUCAGUGCCAAGAAACCAUCCGAUCAUAUCAGAUACAUAUGCACUACCAAAUCAGAACGAAGAUGAUAUUAAUUACAGUUUACCUGCUGAUGUUCUACCAUCACAUAAUUUAAUCGACAAUAAUGUUAAAUCAAAUUAUAGUCCGCAGAAAAGCUACGAUUCACGUUAUGCCUUAGGUGAUAAAGUUUGUAAUAGUACUGACUCAAGUAUUCGUCCGUCCUUUGAUACUGAUAGGAAUUUAGAUGGGCCUCCAGCCGUACGACCGACUCAAUUGGACUUGAAGUCGCCCUUGAACCGAAUCAAUAAACCCAGAUAUCCGGAACCAGAAGGCUGUGAUAAUGCAAGUGGGCUGUCGCCCAAUUCGCAACAUAUCAACAUAGCCAUGGCUAUCGACCCUACAUAUCCCAAAAGAGGAAUGCAUUCCUCGUCCAGCUAUGAAACUACUUCAAGUACUGUAACUACAAGUACUUCCAGUAGUAGCCCUGGUAUGGUUUUACCGCCCCCUGAUAUCUCAGAACUAGAUGAUGAAAACAAUAUUCCACCCUAUAUGCCAAUCCAAGGCCAACGCAGAACCGCCUCUUUGGAGAAAAAACAAAAGAAAAAGAGCAAAGAUGGUGGCUGUAAACAGCAAUAGGAUAUUUUUUAUUUUAAUUCAGUUUGUUGUUAUUGUGAAACGUUUGAUAUUUUCGUAAGCAGCUCCAAAUUGACAAUAGGUUAAUAUCUAUUUAUAUUUUUAUUAUUUAUAGUUACAUAAUACCAAAAUAUUCAUGCUCAACGUAUAUGUUAAGUAAUAUAUUUACACUUUAUACUUAGUAUUAAUUAAUUUGGUAACAGGUUUUACUUUUUUGUACUUUUUACAAAAUAAAGAAUUUUCAAUGUUAA